This is a messenger RNA of Mandrillus leucophaeus (drill), 1120 nucleotides long. RefSeq names its product Rho GDP dissociation inhibitor (GDI) gamma (gene ARHGDIG). Lineage: Eukaryota; Metazoa; Chordata; Mammalia; Primates; Cercopithecidae. Bases 291 to 944 code for a protein of 217 amino acids. Gene Ontology annotation, cellular component: cytosol; cytoplasm; membrane. Gene Ontology annotation, molecular function: protein binding; Rho GDP-dissociation inhibitor activity. The record is from RefSeq and is a predicted model, not a curated record. The transcript has 5 exons. Gene Ontology annotation, biological process: Rho protein signal transduction.
GGGGGCUGCUGAGGGCCGCUGCUCUCAAGCAGGUAGUCCCUGGCCCUGGCUGCCCUCAUUUGAAGUCUUACUCCCCCACCCUUUGGUCUUCGAGUCAGGCAAGGGGGCCUUUGUGGACAUCUGGGCCAGAGGAGCUGCAGGCUUGGUGGUUUCUGGAGGCCCCUCCUGAAGGUCUGGGUGCGGUGUGGCACCUCCCCAGGCCGCCUGCCCUCUCCCAGAGGCUUCCCCUUGAGUCCCUUUGGGUAGUGGGAGGUACAGCUGGCCAGAGGGGGCUCCAGCCUGGUGCUGGAAUGCCAGGGUCUGCUAGUGGCCACUGCUCAUGCCCCUCCCCAUCCCCAGUCCUCCUGGCUGACAAGGAGGGUGGGCCACCAGCAGUGGACGAGGUGCUGGAUGAGGCUGUGCCCGAGUACCGGGCGCCAGGGAGGAAGAGCCUCUUGGAGAUCCGGCAGCUGGACCCGGACGACAGGAGCCUGGCCGAGUACAAGCGGGCGCUGCUGGGGCCCCUGCCACCGGCCGUGGACCCAAGCCUGCCCAAUGUGCAGGUGACCAGGCUAACACUCCUGUCGGAGCAGGCUCCAGUGCCCGUCGUCAUGGAUCUCACAGGGGACCUGGCUGUUCUGAAGGACCAGGUGUUUGUCCUGAAGGAAGGUGUUGAUUACAGAGUGAAGAUCACCUUCAAGGUCCACAGGGAGAUUGUCAGCGGCCUCAAGUGUCUGCACCACACCUACCGCCGGGGCCUGCGCGUGGACAAGACCGUCUACAUGGUGGGCAGCUACGGCCCAAGCGCCCAGGAGUAUGAGUUUGUGACUCCGGUGGAGGAAGCGCCGAGGGGUGCACUGGUGCGGGGCCCCUACCUGGUCGUGUCCCUCUUCACCGACGAUGACAGGACGCACCACCUGUCCUGGGAGUGGGGUCUCCGCAUCUGCCAGGACUGGAAGGACUGAACCCCCAGUCCUUGUCUCCCCCACCUCCCUCAGCUGCUGCACAGGGACUCCCAAGCAUCCCCAGCACCCCCCGUGAGUGACCAGACCCUCCCCUGCUGCCCCUGCUCUGUCCCGGGACCCCCUGGGCCUGGCGCUAUCCCCUGAGCUGUCCCAUUAAACGUGGCCCUGUCUCGGUG